UAUUUUCCGUGUCUUCCCCACCAAAUACCGUACCAACAGGCUUAUCCUCCUUCUAGAACCUUCGUCUCCGGCGAGACGUUCCUCCCGAAGCUUCCAACCCCUCCCCGCCCAUGGCACCCUUGCCUUCUAGAAAUCCAUCCCCCUCGCCAAAGCUCUCUGCCCUUACGGAGACGACGGCACCGCCUAGCGCCAUCCGCCGCCGCCGCCUCCUCCGGCUCCCAUUCAAAGGAUUACCCACUCCCUCCCGCGAAGCCAUCUUCGUCGAAGAAGGCGCCGGGUGAGAUCGGUAGGUGGAAGGCAGUGCCGCCCGGGAUGCGCGAGUCCGCUAUCCCCGAUCCCGAGGAACCGCCGCCGCCGCCGCCCCUGUGGUCGGCGAGGCGGAGGGCGCGCGCUGCGUGGCGAAAGGUGGCUUCUUGGGUGCCCAGAAAGGCCAGGAGCGUCGUCCUUCUCAACCUGCUCACCCUCAUUUUUGCAAGCAACAUUUCUGUUGUGAAAGAGGCAGAGAUUUUGUUGGAUCCUGAUCUUUUCAAUAUGUUGAGGUUCACUAUAUCAGCCAUCCCUUUUGCGCCAUUGUUGCUAAAAUCACUGAGAGACAUGCAAAUCUUUGUUGGAGGACUAGAGUUGGGUGUUUGGGUGAUCAUUGCCCCUUUUUUGGAUGGUCUUCUUGGAGCAGAAGUACCUGCCUACACAUGGUUUAGAGCAUUUUUAUCUCUUGUUGGUAUUGCUAUGCUGGAGUUAAGUAGUUCUCCUCCAUGUGUCGGUGGUCUUCUAAACCUCCUCAGCGCCUUUUCUUUUGCAAUUCAUAUGCUCAGAACUGAGCACAUUUCAAGAAAUAUGAAGAAAGAGAAUUUCUUAACUCUUGUUGGAUGUGAGGUAUUUGUUGUAGCUUUCAUAUCAACAGCCUCAUUCAUUUUUAAAUGCUUCACCCGGAAUGUGCAACACUGGAAUUUGAAAGCAUGGCCACCAACGGAGUUAUUUGGUAUUGUGGCGUCAGUUCCUUGGCUGGCAAUCCUAUACACAGGUAUAUUCUCAACUCCUUUUAAAGCAUGGCCACCAACGGAGUUAUUUGGUAUGGUGGCAUCAGUUCCUUGGCUGGCAAUCCUAUACACAGGUGUCUGCUAUGCGUGAUGUAUCAGCUACAGAAACUGCAAUAAUUUAUGGUCUGGAACCAGUAUGGGGUGCUGCUUUUGCAUGGGCAAUGGUUGGUGAGAGAUGGGGUGUAACGGGAUUUUUUGGAGCUAUCUUCAUCAUAGGUAAAUUUACUCAUCACAUUCUCAGUGACAUCUGACAUCUCAGACUACAAAAUAUUCACAAACAAUGAUUUUAAUGAUGAUUUAAAGUUCAAGAAAUCAAUGAUCCUUCAUCAGAGACAUUAUCAAAGUUUUGACAUUGUUUUUGCUCUCUUUCUGAGUUGGUAGCUUGAUGGCUCAGAUAAUAGGAUCAAUCUCAAAUGUAUCUAAGGGUGACAAUUAUCAGAUGAACAGCUAAAUACGUACAUUGCAGAAGCAUAAAACCGCCUGCUUAUGAAUAACUCGGCAAAUUAUAAUUGCCUAAUCGGCAAUGAAGCUAUUUUUCAUACGGUAGCUGUUGCGACCUAAUAAGGUAGCUGGCAUUACAGCAUAAAGAGAUCUAAUGAUAGUAAUGACCAGUAGCACAACGAAGCAAUGCUCAUUGGCUUGACAAAGUUGGAGGUGUCAUGAGAGUGCCAGGACAACUCACGUCCAGAAAUUCUAGUUCAAUUUACUACCAUGUGACGACCAACUGUACACAUCUAUGUUUAGUGGGUGGUGUGGAUCACUUCAUUCUACCAGGUUAAGAAGAGAUAUAUUUUACAUUUUCAAUUAACUGUUUCCCAUUGUAAAUUCAAGCAGAUGAUAGAAAAGCAGCAGUGAGUAAUAUAAUGUUGUUUCCCAUGGGCAUGUUUUCAUGCUGAUUCUGC
Phragmites australis (common reed) is the source of this 1939-nucleotide messenger RNA. RefSeq lists its product as uncharacterized. The record is from RefSeq and is a predicted model, not a curated record. The transcript is spliced from 6 exons. Lineage: Eukaryota; Viridiplantae; Streptophyta; Magnoliopsida; Poales; Poaceae. The annotation marks the transcript as partial.